Molecule: messenger RNA, 1626 nt
Organism: Bipolaris zeicola 26-R-13
Lineage: Eukaryota; Fungi; Ascomycota; Dothideomycetes; Pleosporales; Pleosporaceae
Exons: 1
Coding region: 1-1626 (541 amino acids)
Biological process (GO): double-strand break repair; chromosome organization involved in meiotic cell cycle; telomere maintenance via telomerase
Cellular component (GO): condensed nuclear chromosome; Mre11 complex
Molecular function (GO): G-quadruplex DNA binding; single-stranded telomeric DNA binding; double-stranded telomeric DNA binding
Source: RefSeq, a predicted model, not a curated record
AUGAAGACUAUUUACCCACUACUCACUCUCCUUUCGGCUGCGGCCGUAGCUGCCGGUCCUCUUCCAAGGAACGUACAGCUACUCCCGAAUGCAAACCUCAAGCCUACUCGUGUCGUCGCGCGCACGCAAAUGCCUGCCGAGGCUGCACCAGCACCAGCCGCAGGAGUUGAUCCUGGCAAAGCUUCCGCGGAUGCUAUGGAAGCAAUGCAUGCAGCUGAAGCGGAGGCCAAAGAAAAAGCUCAUCAAGAGGCCGCUAAGCAGAUGGAAGCCAUGCAUCAGGCAGAGGCAGAAGCAAAGGAGAAGGCCCACCAAGAGGCCGCUAAGCAGAUGGAGGCUAUGCACCAAGCAGAAGCCGAAGCAAAGGAAAAGGCACACCAGGAGGCUGCAGCAGCCAUGGAAUCCAUGCACGUUGCAUCUGAGAAAGCAAAGGACGCUGCCCAUAAGGCAUCGGCUGAUGCUAUGGAAGCUAUGCACGUCUCGCGGGAAAUGGCCAGCAUCUCUAUGGCCAUGAAGACAGAGGCUCCAGCUGCCACCCCUCCACCUCCUCCACCACCUGCUGCUAUGCCUCACGAGACUCCUGCCCCGGCCCCUACACAUGUUAUGCCCCCUCCUCCUGCUGCUGAGAUGCCACCACCACCACCUCCUCCCGCCGAGAUGCCACCUCCACCUCCUGCUCAUACUAUGGCGCCCCCUCCACCUCCUGCUGCGGAAAUGCCUCCUCCACCCCCGGCUCAUGAGAUGCCAGCUCCAUCUGCCCCCGCUGCUGCAGAGAUGCCACCGCCACCUCCCGCUCAUGUGAUGCCAUCACCUCCCCCUGCCCAUACAAUGGCACCUCCUCCACCUCCUGCCGCGGAGAUGCCUCCUGCUGCUGAGAUGACUCCUCCUGCCAAGAUGCCUCAUGCUCCCGCUGAAAUGCCAUCUUCACCUCCCGCUGCUGAGAUGCCCCCAGCCGCCGGUGGCAUGAACGGUAGCGAAGCUGCACCGCCUACAUCGUCUGCUCCUCCUGCGGCUGAGGUCACCGAAAGCUUCUCUUUGAUUAUGGAUCAGGCUGCACAGGCUACUGGUGCUGCCAACAUGACUGCUUCCCCGGCCAUGAGCACCCCUGCGGCGCCUGCUGAAACCGGUGCUGCCGAGGAAGAGAAGAAGAAGGCCGAAGAGGAGCAGAAGAAGGCAGCUGAGGAAGAGAAGAAGAAGGCUGAGGAAGAGAAGAAGGCCAAGGAAGAGGCUGACAAGGCUGCUCAGGAACAGGAGAAGAAGGCUGCAGAGGAACAGAAGAAGCAGGAUGAGGCCGACAAGAAGGCCGCCGAAGAAGAGAAGAAGAAGCAGGAGGAGGCAGACAAGCAGGCUGCUGAGGAGGAAAAGAAGAAGCAAGAGGAGGCUACUCAAGCCGAGAAGCCCGCUGAGGACGCUGCGCAAGACAACAAGGGCGAGGCCUCAGCCUCAGCCCCUGCCGAAGCACCUGCUGAAGCGCCCGCCGAAGCGCCCGCCGCACAGGAACAGCAACAAGAAGCAGCCGGUGAGGCAACCAUCAAGCUCCCAGCCGGCUUCCUUACUUCUCCACGCGUGCGUCGCGCCAAUCUCGCUAACAUGCCUGCUAAGCGCGGCAUGAAGGCUGUCGCUUUCUAA